AUGACAUGCACCGCCAUUUCCUACUAUAUAUUCGAUCAACAAGAGUUGAAGGACCCAUCGCUGAUCCAGGCCCUGGAAGUCCUGGCCUGGCAAAUUGCCAAAGUGGAUAUGGUGUAUCGCAAGGAGUUGGGCUCAGUCAAGACCGCCGGUAGUAACCAGAUUGGGAGCCUUUGCAGGCAACUCUUUGGCAAAUGCUACAAGACCGACUCCACAUUCUUUCUCUUGUUCGAUGGAAUCGACCAGAUGGACAAGCAACACCUGAAGGAGUUCGUGCAGCUUCUAGAGGAAUGGCAGAGUACGGCUUGCACAUGGCCUCGGUUCACUCUUCGUAUUCUCUUAAUUGGACGGACGGAGACGAUGAACAAGAUCAACGCUCAAAUCGAAGACGAAAUUUCAGUCAUCGAUGUGGCGUCUGCGAACCGUGAUGAUAUGAUCAACUUCAUCAACGACCGAAUGAACAAGAUGGAGAUUCUCGGUGGAUCGUCGGACCAAGUGGCUGCGCUACGCGGCGAUAUUGUGGAGACCCUGACGAAGGAGACCAAGGGCGAUUUUGUCAACGUCGGACUGCUCUUAGACGAAAUCAGCCGCAAGAAACGCCCUAGAGAGAUCCGCGACAUUUUGGCGCGGUCGGGAGAAAAUCGAUCCGACACGAUUGCUAGAAAGAUUGAAAUGCUCAGCGACACGCUCAGCGAUGACGAUAUCUCCGAUCUCAAUUAUUUGCUUACGUGGGUCGUGUUUGCAGAAUAUCCACUCACCCUCGGGCAGCUGGAAGCUGCGCUCUUCCUUAAAUCUCGCGAGCCUUCUCUCCGACCUCUAGCAGAGACCAUAAAAGAUCAGUAUUCUUCCUUGCUGUGCAUUGAAGGCGUACACGUUUAUCUUGUCUCCAGUUCGAUGAAGGACUUUUUCCGUACGAAAUCGGAUUCAGAAGGCACUAGAGACCACCAGGAUUUGGAUACCGUCGGCGAUGUCAGUGAGGCCGAAGUAAGAAUCGUGAAACGAUUUCUUGAGUCCGUGUGCGACCCGGAACUCUUCAACAAAUUCGGAUUCGAUGAAUUCUUCAAACGCAAAAUGAAACGAAAAACCGUUCGGAUUGCGGUAGACGCUGAGACGGCACAUCUGAUGAUCGUGUCAGCGUGUCUGGAGAUUAUUUGUUCCAAAGCAUCGCUAGAUCUGAAUCCUUUGCUUCGGUAUGCGGAGAACAAUCUGGGCUACCAUCUCAAGCAAGCGGACCCUUCAUUAACACAACCGCAUCAGAAGAUAGCAAUAGGCCCGCAGUUGGUGAAGAUCUUUACGGAUGACGAGGUCAUCGACCGAUGGUGGAGGGCGAGCAGCUACCGACUCCGGGUCCUAUGGAUCUAUCACGAUGACCAUGUAGAGGUCACGUUGAAAUGGCUGCAGGACUCUGCCGUCACCAAAAAUAUCUCCGAGGAGGAGAGAAAGAUAACUGGUGCUCACAGUGGGGACUAG
Molecule: messenger RNA, 1467 nt
Organism: Aspergillus oryzae RIB40
Lineage: Eukaryota; Fungi; Ascomycota; Eurotiomycetes; Eurotiales; Aspergillaceae
Exons: 2
Coding region: 1-1467 (488 amino acids)
Source: RefSeq, a predicted model, not a curated record